GUGAGUUCAAACUACCCAAUCAAACUUUCAAACUAAGGUCCAGGGUUAAGGGCAGGAGGGAUUAUUUUGGGCGGCUGGGUUAAAGCUGGGGGUUAUUUCAGGCAUCGUGCUGGAGAGGUAGGAUGGGACUGCAUCCAUCUUCACUGUUUACAGAGACAGAAGAUCAGAAAUGCGUGCGUGUAUAGAGUCAUCACAUGACUCAGCAGCGUUUAACUCAAUCCAGGCACGACUACACGACCGCGCGCGCGCGCACGCGCUUUCUAUCAGGUGUUAGUUCUUCUGACAACUCUAAAGGACUCCCUUUCUCUUUCUCCCUCGCUCUGUCUCUCUCUCUCUCCAAAUAUGACUCUGUUUCUCCGCACAGUGAAGCACAGCCUCUGACAUGCCAGCUUACACCGGCGGAUCCUACAAGGGGGAGAGAAUUAAAGCAAUGCAACUGGUCCGUUUCUUGUUUAAAGAAAACCUCAGUUUAACUCCAUCCUAGAUGUAGCUUCACUCAGCCCGAGUGUGUUUGCGAGCACAGACCUUAAACAAAGAAAGAGCUCUGCCGGCGCUGGGCUGACGGGGCUGGGUCUGCUCUCCAGACUGCAAACUGAUUUUUUUUUUUUUUUUUAGACACCGACCGAAUCGGAUCGGAUCGGACACAGGAUAGCAGGCGGGUGACCGACCAGUGCCAGAGUUUAAGAGAGGGGGGGUCCCGAUCCAGAGAGUGUAUGCGUGUGUGCAGCUAUGGGAAAGGACUACUACAAGACCCUGGGCAUCCCCAAGGGCUCCAAUGAGGAGGAGAUCAAGAAGGCCUACCGGCGCAUGGCGCUGCGCUUCCACCCUGACAAGAACAAGGAUGCCAACGCCGAGGAGAAGUUCAAGGAGAUCGCGGAGGCCUACGAGGUACUCAGCGACCCCAAGAAGAGGGUCGUCUACGAUCAGCUAGGAGAGGAAGGUCUGAAAACGGGAGGCAGCAGCUCUUCGGGCGCUCCUGGCGGCACAACGUACCACUACACCUUCCACGGAGACCCCCACGCCACCUUCGCCUCCUUCUUCGGCGGCUCCAACCCCUUCGACAUGUUUUUUGGCUCCAACCGCAGCCACAACCGCUCCAACGGUUUCUCCUUCCACAAUGACCACGACACGGAGCAGGACAUGGACAUGGAUGAGGAUGACCCCUUCGCUCACUUCGGGAGGCAGUUUGGAUUUCCAGGGGGGGUGAACAACGGCUUCCCAGGGGAGGGCCGCAGGAGGAGGGGGGUGCCUUCAGAGCGCCUGGGGACCGGGCGAAAGCACCAGGACCCUCCGGUAGUCCACGAGCUGAAGGUCUCCCUGGAGGAGAUCUUCCACGGCUGCACCAAGCGCAUGAAGAUCACCCGCCGCAGACUGAACCCAGAUGGCAGGAGCAUGAGGACAGAGGACAAGAUCCUCAACAUUAUAAUCAAGAAGGGCUGGAAGGAGGGAACCAAGAUCACCUUCCCAAAGGAAGGGGACGAGACCCCCGAGAACAUUCCUGCUGACAUAGCCUUUGUGCUUAAAGAUCGAGGGCACGCCCACUUCAAGAGGGACGGUUCCAAUAUAAUUUAUAACUGCAAGAUCAGUCUAAAAGAGGCAUUGUGUGGCUGCACAGUUAGCAUACCCACGCUGGAAAACCGCAUCAUAUCGCUCCCCUGUCACGAUAUCAUCAAGCCAGGGACGGUGAAGCGGCUCAGAGGGGAGGGCCUGCCAUUCCCCAAGAACCCGUCACAGCGCGGUGACCUCAUCGUGGAGUUUUCUGUCCGUUUUCCCGACAGGAUCCCCCCUCAGUCCAGAGAGAUCAUCAGACAACACCUCCCCCAGUCGUAGGAAGACUCACCGUCAACCUCUUCCCUACCACACACUCCAGACUCAGUGGCCCUAAACCCUAUAAAACCGACCCUUAUUGGGCUUUUAUCUUAUAUUUUGACCCUCAUUGUAGUUCCCCUUCCCACUUCCAGUCUCCAUCAUGUCCUGUGUGACAGCACGUUGAUCUGGGUCGGGACUUUGCAGUGGGAGGAUGAGGGAAGUAUUCCGAGAUGAAUGGCAGUAUCAGGAUGUAAUUAUUUCUUCUGUCUUUUGGCCCAAGCACACACACACACACAAACACACACACACACACACACACACACACACACACAAGCGUCCGAAGCAGUGGAGCGGCGCUGAGGACGGGCUCAGCACAAUCGUGGCUUUUACAGGAUCGUCUUUUCUUAACUCUGUUUUUUACGGAUUUAUCUGUGGUUUUAUAUGCUGUCCAACUCUCUGAUCCUUUUUGUGAUAGAUUGAAGUGUGAGAUAUUUUUUAAAAGACACCUUUUUUUCCAGGAUUUUCUUUUCCAAAGGAAGUUUCAAAUAGGAUUAUUUAUUUAUACUUUGGGUGUACCAGCAGCUUCAGUGUGUUCCGUGCGAAAAAAAACCAGUUUUGACACGACCCCCUCCCUGCCACCUGCUUUACUCCUGCUUUCAGUCUGAUGAAGCAUUGUGCUUGAAGUCUGUAGGCCUUUUACUGUUUAGUAAGAUCUGUCUCCCCGUGAUCAGUUGUAGUUUGACGCGCGCGCACUUAAAGGCUCGCAUUACUUCAAAUAAUAUCUUAGCUGCAUUGGAAAAUUUGGGAAUGACAAUCACAUACUGUAACAGCAGUGUAAGCUUGGAUGACACAGUCUGCACAUAAUAUGGGUGCUUUCCCUUCUGAGCUGUGUGGCUCCCCUGAACUCAGUAGCCUGGCUCACUAUCUGAGGGACAUUUAGGUGCCUUAGCCCCGGGGUCACACCACAUAUGUGAACACACACACACACACACACAGAGGUCAUACUGUAAUAUACAUACAACCAAGCAUGUUAAGUGCACAACAGACAAUGCCCUGUGCUGUGGUAGACAUUACCAUGCUCCCAGUGGUGGGGAUCUUGGAAAACCGGUAAGCAAUGUUAAGUCAAUCAACAUUUAGUACUGUAUGAACACAAGGAGAUUUUUAGGUAAAGAUUUGAUACAAGACUGGUGAAUUUUGCCAAUGUUUCCCUGUAAAGUGCCGUACAAAGACGGGCUGGAUCUCCCAGUUAAUCUGAGGUAGUAAAAAGUAGAGAUUUCUCUGGGCGACCCAGCUUUGUUGUUUAUAUUCUGCUUUCUCUUUCGCCAUUUGAAGGCAACGUCUCGGUGCUACUGUGAGCAGUGCCAAAAGCAGACCCCUCCUCCAUCGGGAUCUGCUCUUUGGCUUCUUGAAGUUUGUGAUUUGAUAACUGCUUCUGUCUUCUGUAACAUCUGUACAUUAACAUCUGUUUUUGUUUUUUUUUUCAGUAGAGAAACCCCUGUUUAGGAAACAGGUUUUGUAACACUGCAGCAGCUGCUCUCUGUCUCAGCUGCAGGGGGCUCUGAAAGCUCUCUUCAGCUCUUCCUACUGUAGUUUAAAGCAAUGACGACAGUAUGUGUGAGUAUGGUUUAUGCAGAGAGCACUGGUGGGUCGUAGGUAACAUGCGAAUGGGAAAAUGUUUGAAUGCGAAUGUUGAUUAAAUGCACUUUUAUGUCAUAAAAAGGUUCUGACAAAACAUUAAGGUGACGGGGGAGAGACUUGAAUGACUGGUCUGAGUGUGUGAGCGUCCUGCCUCUCAGAGCCUCCGAGGGCGCUGGACUGGACACUGCUGCUGAGCGACUCUGCUUCUGUGCAUUUGACAAUAUUUAUGAUCUUUUCAAAGUGACAACAAAUAAACCAAAUGUGUGAAGUUCA
This is a messenger RNA of Acanthopagrus latus (yellowfin seabream), 3720 nucleotides long. It is a transcript of the gene dnajb5, whose product is annotated as DnaJ heat shock protein family (Hsp40) member B5. The coding region runs from base 730 to 1830 and encodes 366 amino acids. The record is from RefSeq and is a predicted model, not a curated record. Gene Ontology annotation, biological process: negative regulation of transcription by RNA polymerase II. NCBI's taxonomy places the organism in Eukaryota, Metazoa, Chordata, Actinopteri, Spariformes, Sparidae. Gene Ontology annotation, molecular function: protein-folding chaperone binding. Gene Ontology annotation, cellular component: cytosol. The transcript has 4 exons.